AAGUCGGUAUUUUUAAAAACACGCUUGUGCAAAAAGUACUUUUGUACAAAGUACUUCCGGUGGGGUCACCGUAUACCUUUUACGAGCGAUUUUUUUUCGUGUUUACCAGGGGUUGUUUUGAUAACACUUUAGCUCGUUAAUAGAACGUUUACAUGUCUUCCGUGAAUAAUUUUCUGUAACGGCCGCCUCACUAGACCGCUUUAUCUGAACUACUUCACGACGCGGUUCGACAAGCGAGGCAAGAAGAGGAAGCAAUAGCCAACCAUCUUUAUUCCUGUGCCAGCAAUAACAAGAAAGAGACAAGGCUAGGUUUUAAGUGGGGCCGAGUACUUUGUAAUUUAUUGUCUGUUUUAUAGUGGAUAACAGAAUUGGUGAAAACCUCCCCGUGUUGAGACAGACAAAAGCGCUCGGACAUUGUGCUCUUCCCCCGGCAAGCCUAGAAGUUUCGGAUCAAAAUACUGGCUAUUAAGAAUUAGUAUUCCCGUUUUUUUCAUGUUUCCAACAGGUUUAUCUUCCCCUAACCCCCCACCACCGCCAACCCAGGAGGCUAGACCCGCGUCUACUGAUGUCAAAAACGACAGCAGCAACAUCACAUCUCCGAAAAAGAGGAAAAUAAACGGCUCUGAGAGGGAAGACACUAGUGACACGAUCUCUUCUUCGCCUCCCAAGACCCUGAAUUCUUCCUCCUCCUCCUCUCCCUCCUGCUCUCCCACUCCGCUGCACAUUCAGAAGAAGUUGAGGUUUGAGGAUUCGGUGGAUUUUAUUGGACUGGAUGUGAAAAUGGCUGAGGAGGCUGCUGCCGCCGCCGCCGCUGCUUCGUGCUCCAAUAACAAAAGCAAAGCCAUGUUUCUCCCCGGUGGCGUGGGGCACCACGCAAACGGACUGACGAAAACCGCAGGAUCCGGCACUUUCUCCAGCAGUAAACCCGGUGCUGCCAAGAAACUAGUCAUCAAAAACUUAAGAGAAAAACCUAAGCUCCCUGAGAACUACACACAGGAAACCUGGCAGAAGCUGAAAGAGGCAGUGGAGGCCAUACAGAACAGCACUUCAAUCAAGUACAAUCUAGAGGAGCUUUACCAGGCCGUUGAAAACCUCUGUUCCCAUAAGAUAUCCGCCAAGCUUUACAAACAGCUGAGAUCUGUGUGUGAAGACCACAUCAAGGCACAAAUUGAUCAAUUCAGAGAGGAUGCGCUGGACAGUGUGCUUUUCCUGAAGAAAAUUGACAAUUGUUGGCAAGAUCAUUGCAGACAAAUGAUCAUGAUCAGGAGUAUAUUUUUGUUUCUGGAUCGCACCUACGUUCUACAAAACUCAAUGCUGCCGUCAAUCUGGGACAUGGGCCUGGAGCUGUUCAGGUUCUACAUCAUCAGUGAUUUGAAGGUCCAGAGUAAAACUAUCGAUGGGAUCCUGCUGCUCAUCGAGAGGGAGCGAAACGGAGAGGCCAUAGACCGCAGCCUUCUGAGGAGCCUGCUGAGCAUGCUCUCUGACCUGCAGAUUUAUCAAGACUCCUUUGAGCAGCGCUUUUUGGAGGAAACUAAUCGACUGUAUGCUGCAGAGGGACAGAGGCUGAUGCAGGAGAGAGAGGUGCCAGAAUAUCUCCAUCAUGUCAACAAACGUUUGGAGGAAGAGGCCGACAGAGUAAUCACAUAUCUGGACCAGAGCACACAAAAACCUCUCAUCGCUACUGUGGAGAAGCAGCUGCUGGGUGAACACCUCACCACAACUCUGCAGAAAGGGCUGACUCACCUGCUGGACGAGAACAGAAUUCAGGAUCUGUCCCUCCUCUAUCAGCUCUUCAGUCGAGUGAGGGGUGGUGUUCAGGUGCUGCUGCAGCACUGGAUCGAGUACAUAAAGGCUUUUGGAAGCACAAUCGUGAUCAACUCGGAAAAAGACAAAACAAUGGUGCAAGAGUUGCUGGACUUUAAAGACAAGGUGGAUCACAUCAUCGAUGUGUGCUUCCUGAAGAACGAGAAGUUUGUUAAUGCCAUGAAGGAGGCUUUUGAAACGUUCAUCAACAAACGGCCGAACAAACCUGCUGAGCUCAUAGCAAAACACGUGGAUUCAAAACUGAGGGCAGGAAACAAAGAGGCAACAGACGAAGAACUGGAGAAGAUGCUCGAUAAGAUCAUGAUAAUCUUUAGAUUCAUCUACGGGAAAGAUGUGUUUGAAGCCUUUUAUAAAAAGGAUCUGGCCAAAAGGUUGCUGGUUGGAAAAAGUGCCUCAGUGGAUGCUGAAAAAUCAAUGCUGUCAAAGCUCAAACAUGAAUGUGGAGCAGCAUUCACCAGCAAACUCGAGGGAAUGUUUAAGGAUAUGGAGCUUUCUAAAGACAUCAUGGUGCAGUUCAAACAGUGUCAAAACAUUCCUGGGAACAUUGAGCUGACGGUGAACAUCCUCACUAUGGGUUACUGGCCAACGUACAUCCCCAUGGAAGUGCACCUACCGCCAGAGAUGGUGCGGCUACAAGAGAUCUUUAAGACUUUCUACCUGGGCAAACACAGUGGCAGGAAGCUGCAGUGGCAGUCGACAUUAGGCCACUGUGUCUUAAAAGCUGAAUUCAAAGAGGGUAAGAAGGAGCUACAAGUGUCCCUCUUUCAAACACUUGUACUUCUGAUGUUCAAUGAAGGAGAAGAGUUCACUCUAGAGGAGAUCAAACUGGCCACAGGAAUAGAGGACAGCGAGCUGCGCCGGACGCUACAGUCACUUGCCUGUGGGAAAGCUCGUGUCCUUACCAAAAUCCCAAAAAGCAAAGAUGUGGAGGACGGGGACAAGUUUUCCUGCAAUAAUGACUUCAAACACAAGCUCUUCAGGAUCAAAAUAAACCAGAUUCAGAUGAAAGAAACGGUGGAGGAGCAGGCCAGCACUACGGAAAGAGUCUUUCAGGAUCGUCAGUAUCAGAUUGAUGCUGCCAUCGUGCGGAUCAUGAAGAUGAGGAAAACUCUGAGCCAUAAUCUCUUGAUGUCUGAGGUGUACAACCAGCUCAAGUUCCCUGUCAAGCCUGCUGACUUGAAGAAGAGGAUAGAGUCUCUCAUUGACCGGGACUAUAUGGAGCGUGACAAGGAGAACUCCAACCAGUACAACUACGUGGCCUAGUGAAAGGAAAAGAAAAAGCAGCUGGUCCAGAUAAAAUGAAAGCAGUUCCGAUUGAUCGGUCUCUAAAUCUUUUGCUCCAGUGGAUGUUAACCAUUAUCAUCUUCAACCCAGCGACCGACAUGCGAAUGGCUACCGCCCCACAGGGUUUUUGUCAGGGGUCUUGUGAUCCUGUGGACUGCAUGCCCAUUGAAAAGAGAAUAUUGUCCAUAUUUCUCAGUGCCUCUGUGAGAGCUGGGACAAAGAAGACACACAGUUCAGUUUGCUGGUUUGUUUUUCUUUUUAAUGGAGAGGAAAAAUAUUUAUUUUCAAACUUACAUUCUUUGUCCAUAGUUUGGAUCAAUAAGCUCUUUGUUAUCAAGUCACUUUUUUCUCCUUUUUGUUCAAGUAUCCUAAACAAAUGCCAACACACCUAACAAUUCUCCAAAUGUACCACAAGUUAAAGAGAGAAAAGCAAUUAAAAAUGAUACUUGUUUCUUCUGCCAUUGCCAACUGUGGACUGCUGGGGCAACACUCAAAGUAGGAACUUCUAAUUUAGGGAAUAUUUGUGGUAAAUGUGUGAUCUGCAGUUAAGUUUUACAGUUUUCAAGGCCAUGUAGCCAUAUGAUAAAGCUGUGAUCAUGAACACACACACACACACCCACACAUCUGCUCAAACCAGAGUUUGUGCCAAAAAAGGAGCACUUCUUUUGUUAUCGUAUAAUCAAGCUGCUAAAGCCAGUUCAGUUUCACAAGUAUAUGCAAACCAGAUUCUAGGUUUUUUUUCUUUGUGUACAUUUUUUUAUACAUGCGUCACUAGUGAUAUUUUUAAUAACGAAUGUCCUGAAAUCUGCCAGUGCGCUGCUCCUUAACCUACGGCUGACUGUCUUUGUUAAGCUGUAGGUUGACAGAGCAAUAACUGCUCAGCAUUGUACUUUUGCCAUGUUUUCUUUUAUUUCCUUUAGUGAAAAUCUCCAUGUUGGGCUUGCAGACCUUGUUAAAAAUGGAGGUGAUAUGCCUCAGUACAUGAGGAAAAUCUGAAUGAUUAGACUUACCCUUGUUUGUUUGAGUCUGUUAGGUUUAUUGCUUCAGAUUGAAAUAAAUGUUUAAAUCGGGUUUUUAUUUUUAAUCACUGUUUCCAGCACAUUCCGUUGCAUUUGUGUGUCUGGGUCAAACAUAGUUCUAGUAAG
Molecule: messenger RNA, 4253 nt
Organism: Menidia menidia (Atlantic silverside)
Lineage: Eukaryota; Metazoa; Chordata; Actinopteri; Atheriniformes; Atherinopsidae
Source: the annotation of a GenBank genome assembly